Molecule: messenger RNA, 1239 nt
Organism: Zychaea mexicana
Lineage: Eukaryota; Fungi; Mucoromycota; Mucoromycetes; Mucorales; Lichtheimiaceae
Product: tyrosine aminotransferase
Exons: 6
Coding region: 1-1239 (412 amino acids)
Biological process (GO): biosynthetic process; aromatic amino acid metabolic process
Molecular function (GO): L-tyrosine:2-oxoglutarate transaminase activity; pyridoxal phosphate binding
Source: RefSeq, a predicted model, not a curated record
AUGGCCGGAAACAAUCGUAAUGCCUGGAACGUACGCUCUUCAAACGUGUCAAAGCGCGCUCAUAAUCCCAUUCGCCAAAUCGUUGAUAAACUGAAGGUUGAUCCCCAAGCCCAAAAGUCGUUCAUAAGUCUGUCUGUUGGCGAUCCAACCGUUUUCGGUAACUUCAAUGUGGACCAAAGUGCCAAUGAUGCUAUUGCCAAGCAAUUAUAUACGUUCAAACACAAUGGCUAUCCACCUGCUCAUGGUACCGUGCAAGCCCGAGACGCUGUCGCUCGCAAGUUCGGAAUCCCGGAUAAGGCGCCACUUACGGCUAAUGAUGUAAUCUUAACCAACGGUUGCUCGGGUGCUUUGGAAAUUUGCUUUAACGUACUCUGUAACCCCGGCCAAAACAUUUUGCUUCCUUGCCCCGGCUUCUCGCUGUAUCGCAGCUUGGCUGAUAUCAAGCAGGUUGAGGGCCGCUACUAUCGCCUAAUGCCUGAGAAAAACUGGCAAGUUGACCUUGAACACUUGGAAUCAUUGAUUGAUGACAAUACUGCUGCCAUUCUGGUCAAUAACCCAUCAAAUCCAUGCGGAUCUGUGUACCCGCGCGAGCACCUUGAAGCCAUCCUUGCCGUGGCUGCCAAGCACCACGUUCCCAUCAUUGCUGAUGAGAUUUACUGUGAUUUGGUAUUUGAGGGCAAUACAUUUCACCCAAUGGCAUCGCUUACGCAAGAUGUGCCCAUCCUGUCGGUCGGCGGCUUGGCCAAGAAAUGGCUCGUACCUGGAUGGCGUGUCGGGUGGAUCUUGAUCCAGGAUCGUCAUGAUGUUUUAAACAAGGAAGUCCGAGAGGGUUUGUUGAACUUGUCGCAAGUUAUUCUCGGUCCAAACUCGGCUUCCCAAGGUGCAUUGGAUGAUAUCUUGCAUCAUACGCCGCAAUCCUUCUAUGAUGAUACCAUCAAGCAGUUGGAGCACAACACAAGCCUCAGCCUUUCAGCAGUAUCUAAUAUUGAUGGGUUGAACCCAGUAACGCCCCAAGGUGCCAUGUACAUGAUGGUUGGCAUCGAUAUUGAAAAAUUCAAGGACAUCGCGUCUGACGUAGAGUUCAGUCAGAAGCUCGUUGCGGAAGAGAAUGUUUUAUGUUUGCCAGGACAGUGUUUCGAUUAUCCCAACUAUAUUCGCAUUGUAAUCACCCCACCAGCAGACUGCCUUGCUGAAGCAUAUGAACGCAUGGCUCAGUUCUGCGCAAGACACCGCAAAUAG